Messenger RNA from Dipodomys ordii (Ord's kangaroo rat), 1759 nucleotides. RefSeq names its product carboxylesterase 1E-like. The record is from RefSeq and is a predicted model, not a curated record. The transcript has 13 exons. Gene Ontology annotation, cellular component: endoplasmic reticulum; lipid droplet. Lineage: Eukaryota; Metazoa; Chordata; Mammalia; Rodentia; Heteromyidae. Gene Ontology annotation, biological process: lipid catabolic process. Bases 1 to 1647 code for a protein of 548 amino acids. Gene Ontology annotation, molecular function: carboxylic ester hydrolase activity.
AUGUGGCUCUGUGUCCUUGUCCCGGUGUCUCUCAUGGCUUGCACGGCUUGGGGGCACCCAUCCUCACCACCUGUGGUGAACACCUUGCAUGGCAAAGUCCUAGGGAAGUACGUCAGCUUACCGGGGUUUGCGCAGCCUGUGGCCGUCUUCCUGGGAGUCCCAUUUGCCAAGCCCCCUCUUGGAUCCUUGAGGUUUGCUCCACCGCAGCCUGCAGAGCCAUGGAGCUUCGUGAAGAACACCACCUCCUACCCUCCUAUGUGUGCCCAGGACCCAGUGGCUGGGCAGAUAGUUAAUGACCACCUAACCAACAGAAAGGAGAAAAUUCCUCUCAUCUUUUCUGAAGAUUGCCUGUACCUAAAUAUUUAUACUCCUGCUGAAUUGACAAAGACCAGUAGGCUGCCGGUGAUGGUGUGGAUCCAUGGAGGUGGACUGGUGGUGGGCGGGGCAUCGACCUAUGAUGGACUGGCCCUCUCUGCCCAUGAGAAUGUGGUGGUGGUGACCAUUCAGUAUCGCCUGGGUAUCUGGGGAUUCUUCAGCACAGGGGAUGAGCACAGCCGUGGGAACUGGGGUCACUUGGACCAGGUGGCUGCACUGCGUUGGGUCCAGGACAACAUCGCCAACUUUGGAGGGAACCCAGGCUCUGUGACCAUCUUUGGAGAGUCAGCGGGAGGUGAAAGUGUGUCUGUGCUUGUGUUAUCUCCACUGGCCAAGAACCUCUUCCAUAGGGCCAUUUCUGAGAGUGGUGUGGCCCUGUCUCCUGGUCUGUUUGCGAAGAAUGUCAGGUCAUUAGCUGAGCAAGUUGCUGUUACUGCUGGAUGCACUCUCACCACCUCUGCUCCUAUGGUUCACUGCCUGCGCCAGAAGACAGAACAGGAGCUCUUGGAGACUACAAUGAAAUUGGGCCACUUCUUUGUUCCUGUUGUGGUUGAUGGAGUUCUGAUUCCAAAGGCACCUGAAGAGAUUCUGGCUGAAAAGAAUUUUAACACCGUCCCUUACAUUGUUGGAAUCAACAAGCAAGAGUUUGGGUGGAUUUUGCCCACGUCGAAAGGCUUUCCACUUUCUGAAGUACAAUUCAACCAGAAUUUGGCCACCUCACUCCUGCAGAAGUCUAAGCACAUGAUGAGCUUAUCUGAGAAACUAAUUCCAGUGAUCAUUGAGAAGUAUUUAGAAGGGACAGAUGACCCAACCCAAACUAGAGAUCGGUUCCUGGACUUGCUUGCAGAUAUGGUAUUUGGUGUUCCAUCUGUGAUUGUGUCCCGUGGCCACAGAGAUGCUGGAGCUCCCACCUACAUGUACGAGUUUCAAUAUCGUCCAAGCUUCUCACCAGACAUGAAACCCAUGACAGUGAUAGGAGACCAUGGGGAUGAGGUCUACUCUGUGUUUGGUGCACCAAUUCUAAGAGAGGGUGCCUCAGAAGAGGAAAUCAACCUCAGCAAGAUGGUGAUGAAAUUCUGGGCCAAUUUUGCUCGGACUGGAAAUCCCAAUGGGGAGGGACUGCCCCAUUGGCCAGAGUAUGACCAAAAGGAAGCAUAUCUAGAGAUUGGUACCACCAUCCAGGCAGCCUAUUGGCUGAAAGACAAGGAAGUAGCUUUCUGGACUGAACUCCUGACCAAUAAGCAACUACAACCAGAGCACACCGAACUGUGAACAAUCGAUCUGGGGAAAGCCAAAGAGCCAACACAUGCAUAUUCUACAGAAGGUGUUUGUAGGCCAAGGAGGCAUUUUAUUGUGAAGACUGGAGAGUUGUGUGGUAAGGAUG